AUGGAAUUGUGGCUUGAUGACCAGCGUGAAACACCGUCGUUUUCGAUGGGGUUGUUCGCGGACCGCGUCAACAGCAUUCUAGAGGCGCCGCUGCCAAAAUGCCUUCGCCUGAAGGGAGAGAUGGGCAGCGAGCGGCACUCCAUCGCUAUCGCCGGACCAAGCGCGAGAGGCGGCGGUGCCGUAUCGUCGCGCGGUCAGAGGGAAAGUGCUGGGCCCCGGUGUGGGAAGCCGAUCCAUGAGGUUCUGCUUGAUAAAGGGCGCCUCGCCGCGGAACAGAAGGAAGCCAUGAGGCAGCGGGCAAUAGAAGAGGAACUGAGUGAGCUUCGCCCCGCACCGAACGUGACGUACGCAUCUCUUAGAAACACACCACGCCGGGGGGAGCCGAUAGAGAAUCGCCUCCUCCUCCGCGCAAAAGAGGCGGAGGAACGCCGCGCGUGUGAGGCAAGGCGCCGCGAAGAGGAAAUGCUCAAAGAGAUGAGCACUAUUGCGCCGUUUCAGCCGAACAUAUCUCGCAGAGGACGUUUUGCAACGCCGAGGGCACGAAAGAUGGCUGCAGAGGCACGCGCCGAUUGGUACCGUCGACGUGAGCAGUGUAAAGAGGCAGCACGCACGGCGAAGAUACUGCAGGACCUGAGCGAGGUUCAGGGGACACCAAUGAUUAAUCCCCACUCGGAGAGGCUUGCGGCUCGCCGUCGGGAAAAGGAGGGUCUCUCCGGCCUCAGUGGAGUUGAGGCUAUGCUUGAGCGGGAUCGCAUCGCGCAAAUGAAGAGAUGGGAGCAGCAUCAACUGGAAAAAGAGACAGAACCAACUCCUCAGAUUACUUUAUACGCCGCCACUCUGCAUCGAAACGGCGAUGUGGGAGAGCGACUAUACGCAGAAAGCUAUGAGAAGGAGGAGCGCCGUUUGCGGAAACAGCGUGAGUUGCUGGUUGGUGAUGUGGCCCCUUUUACACCGAGAAUAAGUCCAUACGCAGCUGUGACCCCGAGGUUUCAUAGUGUUGAAGAUGAACUAAUGCAGAAGCACAUACAAAGCCUGACAUUGAAGGAGGAAAAGCGGCACCGAGAGGAGGAGCAGGAGUUACGGCGCCACCAGCCUGCUAUUAAUCCGGUGAGUGAGGCCAUUGCGGCGAAGCUUCCCGAGACAUCUCUUGAGCGUCUGUAUCGUCACCCGCGGCAAACGCCUAGACAUGUAGACCCGGCUGCUGCUACGGCGGCAGCAACGGUAGCAGCGACGGCGACGACAAUGACUGCUCCAUCUUUCCAGGACAGCAGCAACGGUGAUGGUGGUGCGUCUCGUGUGGCCUCACUCCCGGAAUCUAUGGCAGAGGCACUUCAAUCGUACGAGGAGCGCCGUCUCGAAAAACUCAGGCGACUGCGGGAAGAACAAGAGCAGCGUCAACGUGCGGAGUGCACCUUUGCACCCGUCACGAACGGUAGGGGCCCGACGGUCGGAGGGUCAGAGAGUGUGGUCGAGCGCAAUCAAAAGUGGCUUGUGCGUAGAGAAGGGAGACUGCGGGAACUGCGGGAGCGCAAAGAGGCGGAGAAAGUGAGGGGCUGCAGCUUCAGGCCCGAGCGCGAGGCCACGCCGAUGAAUUCCUCGCGCGGAGAAAGCGUGUACGGCGGUGACGGCACCGCAUGGGGCGUACAGGAGUACUUGGAGCGACAAGAGGAGGCGCGUCGCCUCCGGCGGGAGCGGGAGGCGCGGCUGCAGCGACGCCCGUCGAGUGCUCCACGACCGGCGACGACAACGCCGCGGGAGUUUGCGCUGGGUCGCCGCGAGAGUGUGCCGGUGCGCAGUCUGAGGCGACCCCCGCAGGUGCCGCUCAUGUCGCCGGAAAAGCCUGAGGCGCUGCUGCCAGAAGGCAGGGAUGAUCUAUCGGUGUAUGAACGCAUAUACAAUCGCAUCUAUAACACGGUGGCGAGUGGAGGCACUGACGACACGGAGGCAUCGCUCUGCAUGCCUCCAUCUUUGUACCGUUGA
Molecule: messenger RNA, 1980 nt
Organism: Trypanosoma grayi
Lineage: Eukaryota; Euglenozoa; Kinetoplastea; Trypanosomatida; Trypanosomatidae
Exons: 1
Coding region: 1-1980 (659 amino acids)
Source: RefSeq, a predicted model, not a curated record